Messenger RNA from Hyla sarda, 2097 nucleotides. It is a transcript of the gene CBX5, whose product is annotated as chromobox 5. Gene Ontology annotation, cellular component: nucleus; pericentric heterochromatin. Gene Ontology annotation, molecular function: chromatin binding. NCBI's taxonomy places the organism in Eukaryota, Metazoa, Chordata, Amphibia, Anura, Hylidae. The transcript is spliced from 7 exons. Gene Ontology annotation, biological process: chromatin organization; negative regulation of transcription by RNA polymerase II. Bases 368 to 967 code for a protein of 199 amino acids. The record is from RefSeq and is a predicted model, not a curated record.
AAUGAACGGCUGGUUGGCCCCGGGGAGUAUUGUCAGGGGGUUACGCUACAAUAGAACCGGGCGGCGGUAGUCUCAGCGCUUUGUUAGGAUACAAUACCGGCGAAGUGAGGGGGUAGGGGGUAGGGGAGAGGGAGGUUCUGCGCAUGCGCCCCUUGUCUUGUUUUUGGCGGGGUUUGGUCGCUGCGCAGAGCCGUCUCCGGUAUCGGCAGUGGCGUUCUUUCGUAGCCGCUUUUCUCGGUAGCCGUUGGGGAAGUGUUAAGGACUGGAGAAGUGGGUUCUGUCUGUUGUCCUGGACAAGUGUUAUUCAUUCUUUGCUUACACCUUCACCCCACCCUUUUUCCGGCUCAACCCAUAUCCAACGUAGAUAAUGGACGUCACUGAGGCUCCUACAGAGGAGAAGGAAAAUAGCAGUAACAGCAUGGGGAAAAAGACCAAAGCAUCUGAUGCCUCCUCUUCCUCUGAAGAAGAAGAAUACGUGGUGGAAAAAGUACUUGAUCGAAGGGUAGUUAAAGGACAAGUAGAAUUUCUCCUUAAAUGGAAAGGAUUUUCAGAAGAACAUAACACAUGGGAGCCUGACAGGAACCUGGACUGCCCAGAGUUGAUCUCCGAAUUUAUGAAAAAGUAUAAAAAGGGUAAAGAGUCUGAACCCAAAUCCAAGCCAGAAGCCACAAAAAGAAAAGCUGGAAGUGAUGAUAUUCGGGCUAAAAAAAGAAGAGAGAGCAAUGACAUUGCACGAGGAUUUGAAAGAGGACUUGAACCUGAAAAAAUUAUUGGGGCUACAGACUCCUGCGGCGAACUCAUGUUCCUCAUGAAAUGGAAAGAUUCUGAUGAAGCAGAUCUCGUACUAGCUAAAGAAGCCAAUGUGAAGUGUCCACAAAUAGUUAUUGCAUUUUACGAGGAGAGAUUGACUUGGCAUGCUUACCCGGAAGACACAGAAAACAAAGAAAAAGAAGCUGUGAAAAGUUAAAACUGUGUAUGUGUGUGUAUAAAAUACCUCCCCUCAUUUAAACACAUGUAUACACAUUUUCUCCCCACACUCCUCAUCCGUCGUGGUCCAAGUGUUAUCAAAAGGGGGAGGAAAUUUGCCUUUCAUAAAUUGUUUAUUGUACACUUAAAUGGGUUGUUUAGAGAGCAGAAACGUUUCUACCUGUUUGUUCCCCAGCAUUUUUCUGAAGUAUACCGUCUCAGACAAAAAAAAAAAAGGGGGGUGUUACGAUUAUUGAAUGCUGGUGAAAUAUAAUACCUGCACAAUGUUGUCUAUUGGUCAAUGUGGAAUACUUCAAAGACUGCAGAGGGCGUAAACUAGGACCUUUUCUGCCCCCUGGACAAUUCCUUUACCCUGAACACUCCACAAGUGGCAUUUGCACAAAAUAUGACUGCUACACAAGAUGGGGGCAGCCAUGACAUGUUGGCUACACUUGGAGGACAGCAUUGUAGAUGUUGCUUGCUGAGUGCUGCUACACUUGUCUGGUGUUUCCUUUAUUGUGAGGAAGAUCUUUAAUGGUGGGUAAGGGGUUAAAUCCGUAAAUGGUUACACUGUCCGGUAAGUACAACCAGGAUGACUUGUGAAAGGACCUCCCUCAUUUAAGUGACCAAGUAUAUACUGUACUAGAAAGGGAACAUUGCUGCUUUCUCCCGUUUUUGGACGCUUGUACUUUGAGGGAGAAGAGUUUGUUUUAAUGGUUUUAAUUUUUUUAAAUCUAUCUGUAUCUACCUUGAUCUGGGUCUCUCUGCGUAUUACUUGUUUUUUUUGUAUCUGAAGAUAUUUGCUAAAAACAACAAGGAACUUCUCAAGUGGCAAGUGUAUCAACUCGGGAGUAUUUAUAUAUUCAUAUCCAAAGUGUCAAAGAAAAGAAGCACUUUGAAAAAGACACUGUGUGUAUGUGUGCGUGGGGGUUCCACCACCUGCACUUUAAAGAAGACCUCAUCAGCCAUUUGUAUGGGGGUGUUAUGAAACCGUGUGGCUUUCGUAUGUGUUGUUCAUUCAGUGUGCCAUAAAUAGUAAUAGAAUGUCACGUGAGACAGAGUUCAUGCCAUACAGUAUUGAUCCCAUGUACAAUCCUGAAGUGAUGCUUGUUAGCGUUUUAUAUAUAUAUA